AGCCCUCAGGAGGGGCCUGCAGCCAUGCUGCUCCCGGAAGGACGGGAAAAGGAGGGUAGCAUUCAGAGGCGCUGCUCAGCCCGAGGGCUGGGAGGCAUUCCUGUCUGCCAGCAGCUUCGGGUGAGAAAGCUGCCAUGAGGACUUUUGAGGAACAGACAGCAUGUGUUGUGGAAGCCUUAUUUGAUGAUCUCCUAAACGAGGAUGAAGCCGAUUUCCGAUGCCUGCAGACAGACUCAGGAGGGUCCGUGCAGUCUGAGGAAGAGCCAAGUGGGUUUGACCCCGUUAUUAUUGCCAGUCGUCUGCGGCAGAUCGGCGAUCAGUGCAACAUGGAUUUUGAAAGGGUUUCCUCACAGGUUCUUCAUGAAGUUCUCAUGGGGAAGAUGGAGAAAUUUGGGGCUGCUGUGGAUUCUCUCUGCAAAAGGUGGAGUGACCAGAACCCUGAGCUGGUCUAUGAGAGAGCUUUUCUCUCUGUUUCUGUGAAACUGAUGAUGUAUAUUCUUAAGAAAGGAGCUGCUAAUGUCAAUCCUGGUCACCUCGUAAAAGCAAUUAAUGAAAAUGCUCAAGUGAAAAACUACAUUGAGACCCUUGGAGGAUGGGAGAAGUUGGACAACUGAGAGACAACCUUCCAGAAUGUGAAGCUGGGAUUUUCAUUGAUUUAACUGGGACAAUUGCUUUUGUAUUUCUUCAGGAGAUUGCUAGAAGAACCAUAAUUUGUAAAGAAAUUCUGUAUCACUACGAAUAAAAAGGAAUAAAUGUUUGCUGUUA
Molecule: messenger RNA, 765 nt
Organism: Centrocercus urophasianus (Greater sage-grouse)
Lineage: Eukaryota; Metazoa; Chordata; Aves; Galliformes; Phasianidae
Gene: BCL2L15
Product: BCL2 like 15
Exons: 4
Coding region: 135-614 (159 amino acids)
Biological process (GO): regulation of apoptotic process
Source: RefSeq, a predicted model, not a curated record